Molecule: messenger RNA, 462 nt
Organism: Hyaloperonospora brassicae
Lineage: Eukaryota; Oomycota; Peronosporomycetes; Peronosporales; Peronosporaceae
Source: the annotation of a GenBank genome assembly
AUGCUGCACUCGCUGUACAUCAUCAACAAGGCCGGGGGCCUCAUCUACCAGCAAGACCUGAGCCCCGCCGCACCGAAACUCAGCUCCAAUGACCACCUGCGUCUAGGCUCCACCUUCCACAGUAUGCACGCGAUUGCAGCCUUGGCAGCGCCCACUGGCUCGGGCGGCAUCGACAGUCUCGAGACGGGCACCUUCCGCCUGCAGUGUCUACAGACGCCCACGGGUAUCAAGUUCUUCCUCACAGCAGCACUAGGGACGCCGGAUCUCGACGUGACGCUUCGGACUGUUUAUGAGCUCUACGUGGACUACGUGCUCAAGAACCCGUUCUACGAGCUAGAGAUGCCGAUCCGCUGCAGUCUCUUCAACACCCGACUCACGAAUUUCGUCGAGAAGUUCAAUCUGGAGAGCGCCCGACGUCGCCCGUUCUCGAGCAGCAACGGUCCCGAUGGCUUUUACUCGUAA